AUGGCUGGUUCAAAUCAGGAAGGUUCGAAGUGGCGCGCUAAUGGCACAUCCAAUAAAGGCACUAUUUUGGUCACUGGAGGCGCAGGAUACAUUGGAAGCCACACCUGCGUCCAACUAUUAGAGGAGGGGUAUAGGGUAGUGGUGGUGGACAAUCUCGAUAACUCCUCCGAGGAAGCUAUCACUCGCGUCGUGGAGCUGACCGGCGACAAGGGAAAAAAUCUGACCUUCUUCAAGGUUGAUCUGUUGGACCGGCCUCUUCUGGAGGAGGUGUUCAAGCACACUGCUUUCGACGCCGUGAUUCACUUCGCGGGGCUCAAGGCGGUGGGUGAGAGCGUGCAGCAGCCGCUACGAUACUACCACAACAACAUUACAGGCACUAUCGUACUGCUGGAGCUUAUGGAACAGUACGGCUGUAGCAAGAUAGUGUUCUCAUCAUCCGCCACGGUGUACGGUCAGCCCAAGAGAGUGCCGUGCACGGAGGAGGACGAGUUACAGACGCUCAACCCGUACGGCCGAACCAAGCUGUACAUAGAGAACAUGCUACGGGACAUGCAGGCGGCGUCGCCGGGGUGGCAGGUGCUGUUGCUGCGCUAUUUCAACCCCGUGGGCGCGCACCCCUCGGGGCGCAUAGGCGAGGACCCCCAGGGCAUCCCCAACAACCUCAUGCCCUUCAUCCAGCAGGUCGCUGUGGGCCGCCGCCCCUUCCUCUCCGUGUUUGGGAAUGACUAUCCCACGCGCGACGGCACAGGGGUGCGGGACUACAUUCACGUCAUGGACCUCGCAGCGGGCCACACAGCAGCGCUGCGCAAGAUCUUCACCACGCCCUCCCUCACCUGCGACGUGUACAACCUCGGCACAGGGCGCGGGCAAUCCGUGCUGGAGAUGGUAGCAGGCUUCGAGAAGGCCUCUGGCAGGGAGAUUCCCGUCAAGAUGUGCCCCAGACGACCCGGCGACUGUUCAGAGGUCUAUGCGCUGACGGAUAAGGCUGAGAGGGAGCUGAAAUGGCGGGCAGGUUUGACUCUCGAUGAUAUGUGCCGGGAUCAAUGGAACUGGGCUAGGCAGAACCCCUGGGGGUAUUCCAGCCCGCCUGAUGAGGCGCAGGCAGAGCAGGUAGUGGUUGUGGAGGGGGAAGGAGAGGGUAAAGGCGGGAAAGGAGAGGCGCUCAAGGUGCUCUCACUCGAGCGCGCCGCGUUCCCCGAUGCUAACGCUUCCGCCAACGCUUCUUUGCACCCCGCGGGAAGCGCCCGGCAGGGUUCACUUCCAGGGCAUUGGCGUCGCAGACGGGGCGGAAGGACUUCCGCGCGCGGGGGACGGGGGGAGGCGUCCGGCGGAAAGCGCGCGAACAGGAGCCAGUCGGAGAAGAAGCCGCAAGCCGGCCUGAUGCCUCCGCUUUCCCCCAUCUCCCCGACCUCCGCGCGUACUGCGGACGUAACCCCCAUACGCGGACACCCGGUCAGCGCUUUGCGCACAGAAACCCCCUCAGGAAGCGCCGUCGCGGUGCUAUCGGUGCAAGAAGCAUCCCCCGGAGCGACGGCGGCGGAGGGUACUCUAGACAGCAGCAGGCAGCGGCGGCAGCGGUUUGCAGGACGGCAGCUAGCAUGGGCGGCGACGCCGGCAAACGCGGCGGCUCCCGCGGAGGGGGAUUCCUCAAGAUCCGCUGUCUGCAGGGAGACAGGGAUGGGGGGAAGAGUGGGGGAUGCGCAGUGGGAGGCGCAAGCGGAAGCAGACGUGGUAGAGGGAGGGGGGAGAGCGGAUACACGGAAGGAGGAGGAAGAGCAGGAGGGGGAGGAGGAGGAGGAGGAGGAGGAGGAAGAGGAGGAGGAGGAGGAGGAAGAGGAGGAGGAAGAGGAGGAAGAGGGAGAAGAAGAGGAGGAGGAGGAGGGAGAAGGGAGGGAGGAGGCGGAGGGGAAGGAGGGGGUGGGUGGUGUGGGGAAGCAGCCGCGCAUACAGGCAGCAGCAGACGCACAGAUGCUCGUGAGUGACUCAAGACAGGCUUCAGCUCAUCGCCUCGCAGUGCAAACAGUUUCAGUACAAGCAGCUUCAACACAAGCAGCAGCAUCGCAGCAGCCGUGUGCUGCACACUCUAAGCUGUUGGAGAGGGAGCAGGGCGCAGGUGAGUCAGCUGUUGAGCGGAAGCAAGAAGCCGCACCCCCCAAGGCGCAGGGCGGAUCAGAGGCGGGCAGUGGUAGUGGGGGCGUGGGUGAGCGGGGGGCAGAGGAAGGUGGCGAGGCAGCAGGCGCCCUCUCCCACUGUUGUGGUGACGCCCCAGGCCGUGUCCCUGUGAUCAAGCAGGAGCAUACGGAGAGCGACGAUGCGAACCCCAUAGUGUUGUGCGAUGGCUGUGACGUGCCCGUGCACCGCCAGUGCUACGGCAUCCCCGCUGCUGCCCUGCUGCCCGUGGGGGGAGAGGAACACAAGACAGGGGAUGAGCAGGGAGGGCAGGAGCAGGGAGAGGGAGCGCGGGAACAGGGAGGGGCGGAUCAGGGAGGGGGGGAGCACAGUAGGGAGGAAGAGGAGGAGGAGGAUGCAAGCCUGCCGUGGCUGUGUGCGCGGUGCAGCAGCACCCGGCCUGCUGAGGUGCGCUGUGCGCUCUGCCCCGUGCUCUCCGGUGCCUUCAAACCCGCCCUCCCUGGCGCCCCUCCCUCUGGUUCCUUGGAACCCUCUGCACCAGCUGGUUUGCCCGCAGCCGUGGCAGCAUCGAAACCCGCGCCAGCAGCACCUUCACAAGACGCACAUGGGCCGCAGCAGCAACAGCGAGGGGAGCAGCAACAGCAGCACCACCAUUCGGCUCAGCAGCAGCAGCAGCAGCAGCAUGAGCAGCAGGAGCAGAAGGACGUGCAGCUAUUUGCGCAUCUGUUCUGCAGCCAGUGGGUGCCUGAGACGUACGUGGGCGAUCCAGAGAGCAUGCACCCCGUGUGCAACGUGAGGGGCGUCAGUCAGGAGCGCCGCCGCAUGCUGUGCUGCCUGUGCCGCUCCAAGGAGGGUACCUGCAUCCAAUGCAGCCAUGGCAUGUGCGCAGUGCCCUUCCACCCCAUGUGCGCGCGCCAGGGGGGCCUGCUCAUGACCCUCUCCGCCUCCCCCUGCUCCCCCCGCGUGCUCCUCAACGCCUUCUGCCCCCGCCACUCCGCCCUGCGCCUCCCCCCCUGCUGCACCAGCUGCAGGCAGGGGCAGGCGGAGGGGGAGCAAGGUGGUGGGGGAAAGGAAGAGCGGAUGGAUGGGGGGGUUGAAGGGGGAGUGGAUGAGAGGCAUGGGGAGGAAGGGGAUGAGGGGGAGGAGGGUGAGGAUGAAAGGGAGGGAGGGGAGAAUGGAAGUGAGGAGGAGGGAGAAAGGGGGAUGAAGGAGGAUGAGGGGAGCUUGGAAGAUGGGAAAGGGGCUCCUCGAUUGGAGGGUACUGGCAAUGAAGCUCGUGUGGUGGGUGUGGGGCAGGGAGCAGUGCAUAUGGAUGGGGCAGCAGUACGGGAGGCAGCAGCAGCAGGGGAGGCGGCAGAGAGGGCACCAGCAGGAGGUGAGGCAUCGGUAGCGGCAGCAGUGGCGGAGGAGUCAGAUGAUGAUGAUGUGGUGGUGCUGGUGGAAGAAAGAUCAGGAAGGGAGGAGGUAGAUGCAGCAGGAGCAGUUGCAGCAGCCGGGGAGGUGAGCGCAGCACGUGCUGUGGGAGGAGCAGCAGAGUCAAGAGAUGGGCCGCCAGAUGUCUCAGGAAGGAGUGUGCGCGGUGAAGCAAGGCUGAAUGCUAGUAGUACUGCUGUGGCGCCUGUUGCACGUGCUGAUGUGGCACAAGCAGCACGUGCUGCUGCUGAUGUGGCGGCAGCAAAGCAAGCCCAGGCUGACGUGGAGUGGCCCAAAUGGGAGGGCGCUGCUGCGCUGGCGCUGAGUCAGCAGGUGCGGUGCCACGCGUACGUGCAGAGAUAUGCUGAAAUGCUGCAGGCGUCUGGUGAAGAGGGGAUAGAGGACUCAAGUUGUGUGGGGCCAAGGCUCUCUCCCCCCAGUGUCUCCUGCGCCCUCUGCUCUCCUGCCGCGUGGCUGGGCGCUGCUGGGCAGGAGAACCGGGAGGGGGGCGACUGUGGGAAGUCGGGAGAAAGAGGGGAGGUCGGAGAAGGGGGAGGGGGGGAGAAGCAGAUUGCAGAGGCAGGGCGGCGACAAGGAGAAGAGGCAGCAGCCGUGUUGGGGGAGGUGUUGGGGGGAAAGGUGGGGGAGGGGGGAGGUAGGAGGGGAGGGGAUGGGGUGACUGGGGAAGAGGGAGUGAGAGUGGAGGGGGGCAGUAGUGGGGUAGAUGUUGUGCUCUUGCAGGGAGGAGAGAGAGGGAGAGAGAAGCGGGCGGAAGAUGGUGCGGGGAGGGAUGGGGUGAUAGGGGAGGGAGGCGGAGGGGAUGGGGCGAGUGCUGAAAAUGGGGUGAAGGGUGGGGGGAUGGGCGGCAGCAGGGAGGGGGAGGGGAACAGGAGGGUGGGGAAUGGUGGCCAGUCUGCACUGAAGCGAACAGAGCAGGGCGAGUGGAAUGUAUGCUUCCCUUACCCACCACCAUCCGCCCAUGACUCCUCCUCUUCUUUCCAGGUCUUGUUUCCUGACCAUGCUGUGCUGGGUGCGCCUGAGGAGGAACCCCUUCGCCUCACUGGCGCCAUCCCGCCCACCAUGCAGCAGCGCCGCUGCUGCUUCUGCCACUCCUCAUCUGCGCCCCCAUGCAUGCAGUGUGCCACGCCAGGAUGCCCCCGUGUGAUGCACCCCAUGUGUGCUCGUUACUGCUCUCGCCUCUCCACUCAGCCCCCACCGUCAGAGCCACUUCGAAAGCCUCGCACCCCUUCCUCGCCUCCAUCUGCCGCAUCUAUCCCCGCCACUGCCCCCACCACUGCCCCCGCCACUGCCCCCGCCACUGCCCCCGCCACUGCCCCCGCCACUGCCCUUCCCACUAUUUCUGCCUCUCCUGCUCCUCCCGCAACCACCUGUCCCACCCCUGGUACCAGCGCUGCUGAUUCCCCUGGCAUUGCACCACUCCCUGUCGAACCCCCUCGGGCAGCUGUAAAAAUUUACGUGUACUGCCCAGAGCACGCAGCAGCUUCCAGGAUCCGGAAACUCGACUCUCGUUUCCAGCAAUUCACCUCCCCCAGUAGCACCUCCCAGCUGCCCUCCAACGCACCUCUGCUGCCUUCAAAGCGCGGAGCUUCAGUUUCUUUCAUGGAUCAUGAGGAUCAGAAGAGACGCUGUGUGGGAGUGGCUCAGGGCGAGGGUGGGGAUGAUAGACUGGGUAGGGUGAUUGUGGGUGGAGCAGCGAGACAGGCAUGUGGAGCGGAACAGAGCUCGCAGGAAAAGCAAGCAGGGGGUGUGACGACAAGGCCACUGUUGAAGCUGCAGCUGUCGUACCUUGCCACACAUGCGGCAGCGCGUGCCCUCAACGCACGCUUGCCUCCAGGCUAUCGAUACGUGCCCGUCACUAAACUCGAUAAUCACUAG
Closterium sp. Yama58-4 is the source of this 5439-nucleotide messenger RNA. NCBI's taxonomy places the organism in Eukaryota, Viridiplantae, Streptophyta, Zygnematophyceae, Desmidiales, Closteriaceae. The record is from the annotation of a GenBank genome assembly.